Molecule: messenger RNA, 738 nt
Organism: Leptopilina heterotoma
Lineage: Eukaryota; Metazoa; Arthropoda; Insecta; Hymenoptera; Figitidae
Gene: purple
Product: 6-pyruvoyl tetrahydrobiopterin synthase
Exons: 3
Coding region: 224-646 (140 amino acids)
Biological process (GO): tetrahydrobiopterin biosynthetic process
Cellular component (GO): mitochondrion
Molecular function (GO): 6-pyruvoyltetrahydropterin synthase activity
Source: RefSeq, a predicted model, not a curated record
AAGGACAAUAAUUAAUAAACUGUAUUAACGGUAUUAACUGAUUAAUUGUUAAUAAUUAUUAUAAAUAAAAUUACUUAUUUCUAAUAAUAACAAGGUAUAGACUGUCUUUUUAUAUAUUUUGAAGUUUUACUCAAUAAAAGUUUUCCUUCUAAACAAAUUUGACAAAAUAUCAAAAUAAUCACUACUUUCUGUCAACAAUAUUGUACUUAUUUAAUUUUUAAAAAUGUCUCCAAGAAUAGCGUACUUAACAAGAAAGGAACACAUAUCCUCGGCUCACAGGUUACACAGUCCUGAACUGAGUGACGAAGAAAAUAAAAAAAUAUACGGAAAGUGUAACAAUUUUUGGGGCCAUGGACAUAAUUACAUUGUCGAAGUUACCGUAAAAGGACCAGUUGAUCCAAUUACCGGAAUGGUAAUGAAUAUUACCGACUUAUCACGUUACAUGAACGAUGUUUUAAUGACCAGAUUGGAUCAUAAAAAUCUCGACAAAGAUGUACCGUAUUUUGAAAAAAAAGUAUCAACCUCCGAAAAUGUGGCAAUUUACAUUUUUGAUGAAUUGAAAAAAUUACUUCCAAAACCGGAAUUAAUGUACGAAGUUAAACUUUAUGAGACUGAUAAAAAUAUUGUUAUCUACAGAGGAGAAUGAAUUAUUUAUUAAUAUUUUCUUUCACCGAAUUCUUAUAUGAAUAUUAUCAAAAUGUAAUUAGAUUUUUUCUCUAAUUACUUAUUUUUUUCAUG